Leptomonas pyrrhocoris is the source of this 839-nucleotide messenger RNA. RefSeq lists its product as hypothetical. The record is from RefSeq and is a predicted model, not a curated record. The coding region runs from base 54 to 839 and encodes 261 amino acids. NCBI's taxonomy places the organism in Eukaryota, Euglenozoa, Kinetoplastea, Trypanosomatida, Trypanosomatidae. The transcript has a single exon.
AGACGCUUGCUCAGUACAUACGAAUACCCAGCAGCUCUUGAAGCUAGCGCAAUAUGGCGGCGCCUUCUUCAUUGCGUUCUCGCGCUUCAGAGGAGGUGAAGAGGUUCUUUCACUACCCGUGCCACAGCGUCAUCACUCGGUCCGCCUUGGAGGGUUACAUGGGCCGCGUUACCGUGCGUGGCAGCAGCGCCGACAGCAGCCUUGCUGCGCGCAUCGACCUCGGCGUGUUUCGCGUGCUCGCCGGCUGCCCCAACGAGGAGCCCACCCAAGGCGCAGCACACAGUGCCGUCGUCGUGCCGGUGCAGCCAACGUGGGCCCCGCUGAUUCGGCUGCUGCUGCCGUUGCACACGGCGUACAAGCGGGACCUGAUGGAAGUCGCCCCCGGUGGCUUUCCUGUGCGUCGAUUGCAGCAGCUCGUCGAUGCGUGUCCUGCUGGGUACACCAUCGUGCCGAUCACGGAAGCCAUCGCAGCGGACGUGGCAAAGGAAGAGUGGUCCGCUGAUUUGACCGGCAACUUCGAUGACGCGGCGACCUUCGUACGGGUAGCGCUUGGUUUUGUAGCCAUUGAGGAUUCUUCAGGCUUCGUGGCGGCCGGGGCAUCGACGUUUGCGUUGUGCGACGCCGGCAUUGAAGUGGAGGUGGACACGGCGGAGGCGCACCAACGACGUGGCCUGGCCCGUGUCUGUUCGGCUCACCUCAUUUUGGCCUGCCUGGAGCGAGGCUGGCAGGCUGGGUGGGAUGCGCAUGUGCCGCACUCGGCCGUGCUGGCGGAGCGACUCGGCUACGUGGUCGGUACUCCUUAUGUGGCGUACACCACCGAUCCUCUUGCGCAAUUGUGA